This is a messenger RNA of Conger conger (European conger), 3023 nucleotides long. RefSeq names its product lin-7 homolog A (C. elegans) (gene lin7a). Gene Ontology annotation, biological process: protein localization to basolateral plasma membrane; maintenance of epithelial cell apical/basal polarity; neurotransmitter secretion. Gene Ontology annotation, molecular function: L27 domain binding. Gene Ontology annotation, cellular component: basolateral plasma membrane; MPP7-DLG1-LIN7 complex; synapse. The coding region runs from base 10 to 654 and encodes 214 amino acids. The transcript has 6 exons. The record is from RefSeq and is a predicted model, not a curated record. Lineage: Eukaryota; Metazoa; Chordata; Actinopteri; Anguilliformes; Congridae.
GCUGCAGUCAUGGCGACAGUGGUCCAACCGCUCACUCUGGAUCGAGAUGUGGCUCGGGCGAUCGAGCUCCUGGAGAAGCUUCUGGAGACGGGAGAUGUCCCGGGGCACAAGCUGCAGUCGCUGAAGAAGGUGCUGCAGAGCGAGUUCUGCACCGCCAUCCGUGAGGUGUAUCAGUACAUGCACGAGACCAUCACAGUGAAUGGAUGUCCUGAGUAUCAGGCCCGAGCUACAGCUAAGGCCACGGUGGCGGCCUUCGCGGCCAGUGAGGGCCACUCCCACCCCCGGGUGGUGGAGCUGCCCAAGACCGAGGAGGGGCUGGGCUUCAACGUGAUGGGCGGGCGGGAGCAGAACUCUCCAAUCUACAUCUCCCGCAUCAUCCCCGGGGGCGUGGCCGAGCGGCAUGGCGGCCUGAAGAGGGGCGACCAGCUGCUGUCCGUCAACGGAGUGAGCGUGGAGGGCGAGCACCACGAGAAGGCGGUGGAGCUGCUGAAGGCGGCCAAGGACAGCGUGAAGCUGGUGGUGCGCUACACGCCCAAGGUCCUGGAGGAGAUGGAGGCGCGCUUCGAGAAGCUGCGGACAGCCCGGCGCAGGCACCAGCAGCAGCUCCUCAUGCAGCAGCAGAGCCUGACCGUCCAGCAGAACCACACGUCGUAGUGUAUUUCAAAAGAAGAAGAAAUAGAAGAGGAGGAAGAGCUCACGGCUCUCUCCGCUGGGGCCUCGCUGGACAGCACAAAGCAACACAGUGCGGUUGUGCCGCUGUUUUCUGCUGCCUUAUGAAACACUGCUGCCAAAGCAAUAACAGUGUAGAGAAGCCACAGUAUAACUUUAUCGGAGUCAAUCGUAAAGAAAGUUUACAGUCGUGAUGACGGGAUCAAACACACACCCUUGGAGGACUCACGUUGUUGGUCUGGCAGCAUGGUUUGGGAGGUAGCUUUAAACAGUGCUGCACCAGGUGUAGUCUGGGUGAACUCACCAUUUGUGUAUUACCUGUAGUUUUUGCAGUCGUGACAUGAAAAACCUUACAAUGUGUUAUUCUAAAAUGUGUACACUGGUGCUUUUAAUGACUUGUUCAGAGGCAGAACCACACUGACCACGGUCUGUUUUAAAUGUGUAACCCUUCUUUUCAAACCUCCUUCUUAGAUUUUGUGAUAUUUAUUUGUCCUCUGUUUAUAAGUGACUUAAUAUUUUUAUGGAAUUAAUUUUGCCAUAGCUGUGUAUAGUUCAUUUUUAAAAGGCAUAUAUUGAUAUUUGUGUUUUACAUUGUGUUAAUGGACAUCAAUUUAUUUCUUUGUCAGAUGUUGGGUCCUAAUUUGGAUAAAUGUGAACUUUUUUACCUGACGUGUAGCAAGAUUAAAUAUUUUGUAUUGAAUUUAGUAGGUUUAGCAAUAAAAAUAUUUGAUACAACACAUUGUGUAUGGUAAUAUAAAAAAUGGGAAUUAACUUUGAUUAGACACUGGCGAACUGUCUUACACAUACUGUGCCAAGUGGUCCACAAACUGAAACUAUGGAGAAGUCCAUUGUAGGUUCCCCCUCUUGAGAGUGUGUUUCAAUAGAGAUUCAAGUGCAUACAUUUGAGUUUGCUAAAAGAACCUAGGCUCCUAAUUUUGCCAUUGUAUUGCUGUGUUAUCACUUACCAAGCAUAAUUCAGUUUUUAAAAAUCCAAAUUCUAAAUUGACUUAAUCCUGAAUGUGAUUAUAGAGAUGAUAUGACAAUGAAUAGCAUACCUGGACAACAACAUACAUUAAUACAUUAAUUAGUAUCUUAAUAACCUGUAAGGUAAGGUAACCCUCUCAUAAUAUUUUGUUGAUUUACAAUAUGUCUGAUUUGUAAUUUAUGUCAGUCUUACCUAAAGUGUAAUCAUAUUCCAUAGAGAUUUAUUUAUUUGUAAAAUACUCAUAAUUAUGUGAAAUAUUGAUCACAGUGCAUUUACCAUGCAGUAUAUGAUUCAUAAAUUUUAAAAGCGUGAUGUAGCAUUGAACCAUGGGCAACAGUUUAACACCAUGUUGGGAAAUGAUAUGUUUAUGAUGCUCUGAUGUUUCUUUAUUUACUGUACAGCAGUAUAAGCAUAGGCUGAAUGUCUCACCUGUAUCAUACAGGACAGGGGAUCUAUGCUUUGGACACACCUCCGUUAAACGCCUGUAUGAUAUGUAUAUUGCCAUGCAAACUCAUUGCAUGUAUAGUCCUUCUCAUUUUGGUGUCAGAAACUGUUUUUCUGUAAAAAAGAAGAAAGAAACUAUUUAAACCUGACCAAACCACAAUGCAUAGUUUUAUAUUUCAGAAAAUUCCUGUUAUUUUUUGGUUUGUUUGUUGGUUUUUGCAUGACAUCCAUAGUAUCAGUCCUAUCUAAAAGGGAGGAAUGGAUUGGUUUGCAAAUUUGGACUUCCUUUGGGCAGAAAGUAACAAGCCACCAAAACAUUUACCAUUGUAGUAAGUUGUGUGUGUAUUGUUGGACACUUAGUAAAUAGUGUUCACAUGUAGUAAGCAUAUUACUUUGCUGUCUUCAGACAUAUUUUUCAUAUGAUGUCUAACCGAGAGACACACACUACAUAUGAUGCACAUACACAUACUACAUACUACAUAUGAUGCACCAUCACUUCCCAUACAAAGCUGUGAAUGCCAUUCUAUUCUGUUCAAUGAUUCCCUGCCCUCUUCUGUAGACUGGGGGCUCUUGUCUGUCUAAACAAAGUGUAAUGUGUCCUUAACUUUGACUAAAGUUACAAGUAAGUAAAUUCAUUGUAGUAACUAUUUACUGUUUUUGGUUUGUUUCGUAUGCAACAUUGAGUUCUUUUAAAUUGGCCAAACAUGUAGCCUGGCAGAAAUUUAUGAAUUAAUUGAUAAGUAAAUUAAUAAGUUAAGAACAUAUUACACGGCAGUUAGAUUCAACAGAAGCCCUACUCAGUUUCAUAGAGACUACUGCCAAUUUAAGGGGUGGAUAUACUGUACUAUACAGACAAAAUGGUGAUAUGCAAUUGUUAUAAAUAUUAUAUUUGUAUAAAUAAAUAUAUACCUGUGUUAUUCAACAA